AUGUUUGGCAAGGUAAUUACAUUGCCUUGCAUGAGAGCUCCUGAGCCUACGGAGAAAGAGGAUGAGCCCGUUGGUCCUGCUAGGACAGUUGCUGAUCUACUUCAACUGGCUGGAGAGAUCGGGCCGCAGUAUCGUAUUGUGGUGGCGCAGUUAUUCAACACUUGGUUGGACAUGCGUGAAAAGGUCAAUCCGGUGAUGAAGGUGGAUCACUCAUUAAAGGUUGGACAACAGGUUUAUGUGUACACCAACAGGCCAUCUAAGCUGGAUUCCUGUUGGCGUGGUCCUUAUUUUAUAGUUUCGUUGCUUGGUCGAAGUGCUACUUUGAGUACGGAGCGUGGACUCGAGACCCAUUAUGCUGGUAACCUGAAGCGUUGUAAGGUUAGUGAAGAGAGCUCCGGGGCAAGGCCCACUAGGUUUGCAGCUCAGCGCUCGCAGAUUUUGACUCGUGAGUUACUCAGAGAAGAAUUCCAAGUUCAACGUGCUGUAGGCCAGUCAAAGAAGCGUUCAGCGGCUGAGGUGAAUGCUGAGAUUGGCAGGCUCCAUAAAGUAGCCCGCCGUUAA
Perkinsus marinus ATCC 50983 is the source of this 561-nucleotide messenger RNA. RefSeq lists its product as hypothetical. The transcript has a single exon. Bases 1 to 561 code for a protein of 186 amino acids. NCBI's taxonomy places the organism in Eukaryota, Perkinsozoa, Perkinsida, Perkinsidae. The record is from RefSeq and is a predicted model, not a curated record.